Exophiala spinifera is the source of this 981-nucleotide messenger RNA. RefSeq lists its product as uncharacterized. Gene Ontology annotation, molecular function: hydrolase activity. Bases 1 to 981 code for a protein of 326 amino acids. The record is from RefSeq and is a predicted model, not a curated record. The transcript has 5 exons. Lineage: Eukaryota; Fungi; Ascomycota; Eurotiomycetes; Chaetothyriales; Herpotrichiellaceae.
AUGGAAGAAACAAACAAGAUCUCAACCCGUGCAGGUUAUCGCCCCGAAUGGCUGGCUCUCGAAGAUGCAUCGGGCGGCAGAUAUGUAAUGUCUGGAAACUUUGCGGUGGACGUCCCAACUUAUGAUGCUGUUUUCGCUGCCAUGUCGAAACAGUGGCCCCAACUUCCCGAAGAAAUGAAAGUUUGGGAUGAGAGAACCGACAGCGCACAUGGAGGACUCGAAGUCCGUAUAUACAAGCCAGCGUCCGAUAAACCGUUGCCUCUCAUGAUCUAUUUUCCCGGCGGGGGUUACAUUGCAGGCAAUCUGGACACUGAAGACGCCCAUUGCAGGAUUUUUGCUGCGAAGACGCCGUGUUUGGUCAUCAGUGUCAACUACCCUAAAGUACCGGUAGUCAAAGUCGACGACAUAAUCAACCUUGGGUGUCUGGUAGUACCCUGGUGUCGGGAGAAAUCCAAAGAACUGGGCGACGACCCAUCGAACACCAUCCUAUGCGGAGGCUCCGCUGGUGCCUUUCUAUCGGCACAGGUCGCCUAUCGGUUCAUGGCAGACGGCGACUAUACCAGCAUCACUGGCUGUGUGCUGUUAUUUGCAGUUGCCCUGCAUUGGGAAUACGAUGGCAAAUACAAGCACAUGUACACUGCCUGGGCUGAGAAUGGCAAUGCCGGCACUCCUGUAUUUGGCCUAGAGCUUGCGAAAUUCAUCUGGUCACACUACGAUAUCGAUUUCAGCAGCCCGCGCCACUUUCCACUCCUUGCGGAUGACCUUUCAAAAUUCCCUCCGUGCUACAUUGUUACGGCUGAGAAGGACUGUUUUCGAGACGAUGGCACGGUUCUGGAUUAUCGGCUGCGGGAGAGUGGUGUCCGAAGCAAGCUUGACUACUACGAAGGUCUUCCUCAUUACUUCCAUGCCUUUCCUCAGCUUGAAAUUGCCCACGAAGCCAUGGCAAAAGCUGUCGAAGGAGCACAAUUUGUCUUGGAGUAG